Molecule: messenger RNA, 6481 nt
Organism: Rhipicephalus microplus (southern cattle tick)
Lineage: Eukaryota; Metazoa; Arthropoda; Arachnida; Ixodida; Ixodidae
Product: HEAT repeat containing 1 homolog l(2)k09022
Biological process (GO): maturation of SSU-rRNA from tricistronic rRNA transcript (SSU-rRNA, 5.8S rRNA, LSU-rRNA); positive regulation of transcription by RNA polymerase I
Cellular component (GO): small-subunit processome; 90S preribosome; t-UTP complex
Molecular function (GO): snoRNA binding
Source: RefSeq, a predicted model, not a curated record
GCACAUGAGCGUCCCACGUGCGUGCGCGACAGUAGCUCUGUAGGUUUUAGUGAAUCUUUUCUUUAAUCAUUCUGCAGCUUUCUUGAUUCCGACUGUGCCAGUUUUUAUUAAUUUAUAUCUUGUAAAGUCUCUGAAAUAAGGCAAACCCACCAGUGAGGACCAGCCAUGGCGCAAACCUCUCUUGCACGGCAGUUGCAGAAGCUUGCAGCACCACAGACGUCGCUGCUCAAGGAGACCAAGAAACGUGCCUCGUUUCUCUUCGACCCCCGUGAAGCAGCUGCCCUUGACACCGACACUGCGUACGCCAUAGGCACUACGGGCCUAGAGGAGUUGACGACGCUCAACGAGGCCUUCGCACGCUUUGAGGAGAACCUUUUUUCGGAGAGUGCCAAGUUCCUGGAGCGAGCUGUCAAGAGCAAAGAGGAGAACGCCAUUCUUGAUGGCCAGAUUGAGGAAUUCCUGCUUCUCCUGUCGCCUCACUUUCUGCUGCGGCCAGCGCACAAAGCCCUCGAGUGGCUCGUUUACAGGUUCCACGUGCACGAGUUCAACGUGGAUGCAAUCCUGCGCUGCAUACUACCAUUCCACGAAACGCGCGUCUUUGCUCGCGCCCUCCAACUGCUCGACUUGUCCAGCAAGACCUCCAAGUGGCACUGGCUUCACUGCCUCCAGAAACCUGGCCUGUCAUUGACCAAGACUGCCCUUGUGACACAGUGCACGCGAGACCCAGGCACCCUCAAGUUCAUCUGUGAAGUUCUUGUUGCUAUGGCAAAGGUACACUCUGAGGACGCUGUGGCACUGCGGCCUGUUAUCGGCCUGUACGCCUCCGCCGUUCUGGGCACGCUGGAGGCAAUGAAGAAGAUCACAGACCAGACGGUAGCAAUGCUGCUGCCAUACAUUCUGAAAGGCCUGGCAUCGUCGGCGAUUCCUGACCACCGUGCCGCUACCUACCUCGUGGUCGGCCAGCUGGCUCGGCGCACGGUUCUCAACCGAGAAUUCUCACACGAGUUGGUCGUCCGAGUUGCCAAGAGUAUAAAGGCACCUGGAAGCUUGGGUGCGAACCUGUCGGAAGGCCUUCUGUGCCUGUUGGUGCUGAUGACCCUGCAAAACAUUCAGGAUCUGCCCAAAGCUGCAUUUCAAGCCCUGAUGAAGCACAAGAAGUCCCUCGUAGCUGCGCUGGAGGAGUUAUCAUCUAGGCAUUCCGUGUCGGCAAUCCUGAAGCCACUGCUGGCUCAGCUGACCAAUUAUGUGCUGGAGCCUCGUCAGAGUGAGGGCGAGGAUGCCAGUAAGAAGGCUGCCGUGCUCAAGGCUCUAAUCCAGCUCGCCCUGUCACUCGACAAGUACUCCGACUACGUUGUGCGUCUGUUCUUUGAUGCUUAUAUCAAGCUACACAAGAGCAGAAAGGCCGGUGACAGCAGCGCGGCAUCAAACUCGGCAAACGAUGAAGUGGUUCUCGACAUUAUGAAAAUGCUGCGUCAAAGGUGCCCUGAUGAGGUGGACGCCUGUCUGGAGUGCCACCUUUGUGGUGAUGAUGAGCAGGCACGUCUGGCAGCAGAGCAGCUGACCCGCACCAAUGCCUUUGGUCGGGAGCAUGCCGUGGUGGAGGCUGCAGGGAGCGCGUUAUUUCUGGCUCUCAACAGUGGCAGCAAGCACCAUCGUUUGGCGGCCGUGCGGGAACUGGUCGCCUCUCUCCAGAAGAAGCAGGAUGUGGAGGAAAAGUUUGCUCGAGAGUCGUUGCGUAGCCGUUUGGCAGACACAGAGCCCGAAGUGGUGCAGGCAGUGCUUGCACUCGGCAAGGACCUCUGCAACUUUCUGGAGCAGAGUUUUGUCCUGAACACCUUGAAGCGAAUCCUGUUUGAGCCUACAGAAGAAAGCACAAAAUGGUUUGAUCUUCGCACUCGAGCAUUGGCAUUUGUAUGCGAUGACCUUUGCGCCGUUGUGGAUGAAGGGCAGUUGCUUGCAACACUGCUUCCCUUUCUGAUGCCGACGGAGAAGUCUGAGAUAUCGCUUGCCCGCGUGGCAUAUGCUAGCCGGGCCCUUCAGCGGUUUCCAAUGUUCAAGACUGUCACCACUGACAAGAGGAUGGCGGCUGCUUUAGGAGCAGUGGACCUGGACACCAUCACCGAGUUGCUACUGGCCAACAUUGCGGAGACUGUAGGGAAGGUUGAGCAGCCCCUGGCUCUGGUGAAGACAUUGGAAGAGCUUUGCUUCCCAAGCACAGGAUAUGCAGCAGCACAGCUUCGAUGCAUUUGUUGCUCCCUCCUGAAUGGCCUGGCAUCCUCAACGAAAAACGCUGAAGUCUUUCAGGAAGCAUUGCGGUUUUACCGCCGACUGCUGGCUGAAAAGGCAGCUUGCGGCGAGUAUGAGUUUGCGGUGGCUGCAGUUCGAGAUGGGCGUGUUCCCUCUGCCAUGGUCAUCAGUGGCUUGACUGCAGUCAUCAACGGCGUGAAACCUGUGGCAGCAUUGAAGGAUAAUCCUUUGUGGGUCCUAAAACGACAAGACAAGGACACUCAAGCUGCAUUGGACAUCCUUACCGACAUUUUCGAGACGAUUGCAGAGAAUUCGCUCGUCAAGAGCAGCUGCCGGUUACAAUUUCGCCAGCUGCUUCAAAAAUUUUUCAAGGUUCACUGUCAUAGCCUUCAGCAUCAGGUGCACUUUUUAAGUGGACUUUGGCUGCUGCACCUAGACGCCAUCUGCAACGCUUCCAGCACUGGUUCCCAGGGGGUGCCAGCUGCCCACCCAAAAGAGAGGCUUCAGUCCUUGGCCCUUGCAGUUUCGAUUCAGUUGUUGCGAGAUGCAGAGGGCAUCAAGUGGAUCCUGGCUGAAAAGAACCUUGUCUUCCUGUCCAUCAUCCUGUCGCUUCUGUCACCAACGCAAGGAAUUCGAGAUUUGGCCGUCAGCUUGGUGGAGGCAUCGGUUGCCUGUUCCCAAAAGGGACGCACUGGACUCCAUGCCCUUUCUGAGCUGAUCGCUGAUCACGCUGCUGACGUAUCAGUGGGCACCAAGAAGCUGCUGAAGCUUGUAGCUUCCUGGCAUGCGACAUUGAAGAAGCCCAAUACGCUGCUGGCACUGCUGAACAUGAGCAAGUUCCUGUCGCGAUGCGAGUGCGGCAUACUGAAACUGGUGUCACGUGUUGACUCUGAGGAAGUGCUGGAGGCGGCUGUGAAAGUGAUUGCGACGACGCUCGGACUCGAAGCUUGCGACGUCGCUCCCACGUUGCCACUGCCUUCUGCCGAGACGCAACUCCUCAGGGAGUGCUUCGCAAAGUACGGCUUGGGUGCUGUUCAACGCCUGGCUAAUGUUGAAGGAGCUGUGGAGACCUUUGAAAAGGCCCUGCGCAGCACAAGAAGGUGUGAGGGCGAUGAGUCAGUGGCUACUAUGGCACUCCAGGUGGUGACCAAGGACUUGUUGAAGAAGCUUCCCAAGGAAAACCAGAUGGCCCUGCUCGACACUCUCGUUGACCUGGCCCUUGACACGCCACCUGCCGUGCAGCAUUCAGCAGUGCUCAGGGCUUUGCGUAAGGUGUGCUCUUUUGGGAGCCUUCUCGUGGAACCUCUGCAGAGAAUCAGCACGUCACGGCAGAGCCCAGCAAGGACGGUCAGGGAAGCCAAGAAGAUGAGAUUGAUGGAUGCAGCGGAAGAACAGGACCCAGCCGAAUCACCUCAGUGGAAGCGCAUUCUCAUUCUUCUCGAAAUGAUCCAGAGCCGAAAGUCUAUCGAAGACGUUUCGCUCCUUGUGGCACCCCUGUACACCUUGCUCAAAAGGAGCUUAGAUUUGAACCAGAGUCCACAUGUCGAAUACUUGCGCCAGUGCGUGCUGACAGCGCUCCAAGCGCAUGGCCUGUCUGCGCCGCGUCACGAACUGGCAACCCUGGUGAAGUGCCUGCGCCAAUCGGAGAGUGCCCAGGCCCAGCAGCUGUCCCUGGCUCUCCUGAACCUCGCCGCCCAGAAGUAUCCCGAGGAAGUGUUGCACAACGUGACCUCUGUGUUCACCUUCAUGGGGGCCAACCUGUUGCGACUGGACGACAACUAUAGUUUUCAAACAGUCAUGCAAACAGUCGAAACAGUCGUCCCAGCUCUGCUUCAGGCUUGUGCUGGCGAGAGCAAGUCUGCCGAGGGUUCGGAAAGUGCGGUAGCAUCGGUUACACGAGUGUUUGUCGGGGCCUUCCCGGACAUUCCCGAGCACCGGCGGUUGCCCCUGUUCACCAAGCUGGCCACAACCCUGGGGGCCAGUGACCAUCUCUGGGUCCUGGCUGCUCAAAUGGCUGGGCACCACAUCACAAAGAUGGCAGCCGCCAUGGACACUGACGAGUCUACGUCGAACAUCCUCGAAUUCGGUCUUUCCCUGUGUGGCCAGUUUGAGGUUUCUGUACAGAUGCAGACCAUAACACACUUGCUCAAGUUUGCUGCCAGCUUGCCUGCUGUCAAAGAUAACGACAACGAGCCUCCAAGUCACCCCGAAGUCUUUGACAUGCGGUUGUAUUCGGAAAAGCAGCUCCAAAGGUUCCGACUGAGCAUCGCCAACUUUGUGGCCGAUCUUCUGGGCUCGUCAACCUUCCUUGGCCAGAUGGCAGUACUUCAGGGUGGUAAGGGUGAUGGAGGUACGACAGAGGCCCUCUGCGGACCAUGCCUGUCAGCCUGCCUGCAGUUCGUGCCGCAAGUGAGCCGCUGGAGCCACAGCCCGGCCAAGACCCCCUACCAGGAGCGCGCUUGGAAGGCCUUGCUGUCAAAGCUGCACGACGUCGUUCACAAGGUGAACGGGCUGCUCCCCAGCGGGCAGUUUGUCUCGGUGGUUCGGUCACUGAUGUGCCACGAGCUCUCGUCUAUCCGGCGCAGCGCCAUGGACAUGCUGAACGAGAAGCUGGCCGCCAAGGAUUACUUUGCAGAAGAAGACACGCAGUCCCUGCUGGAACUUGUUCCAUUGCUGCUGCAAAUGGCACAUGGAAAAUCCUUGUCCGUUGUGCCAUCAGCAUCAACUAUUGUCAGCGAAACAUCUGGAGCGACUUCGAGCGAAGAGGCAGCCCUGAACCGGCAAACGGCACUGUUAUCACUCAAGCUUCUCAUCCGUACAUUGGGCGCUGAACACCGGGAUGCUUUCGCUGAGGUGUACGACUUGGCACACCAGCUGCUCUGACAGCAUUUGAAUCCACUACUGAUGAGUAGCGCACUGCUGUGCUUUGCGGAAUUGUGCCACAGCCUGCCGACGCCCACCAUUGCUCAUUUCGGCCGUCUCAUGCCACCCUUCCUCGGCAUCCUGCAGAACAGGGCAAGGAGAGGUCAGCACAUGUCGGAUGUGGUCACAAUGGCACUUAUUACAGCAUUGCAUCGGCUGGUUGAAAGCCUGGCACCAUUCUUGAGUGCAUACCUUACUACAAUCUUGGUUCAGGUAUGCACAAUGCACGUGUCGUGCGCAAAAGAAGGUGCCAGUGGAACCCUGUGCCAGCGGCUGGAGUCUACGUCGACGCACAUUGCCCACCACGUGCCAGCUCGCGUCCUCAUCCCAGCCAUUGAGGAAAGUUUUCACAAGCUCAGCCAUUCGGCAGCUGCCCUGGAGCCCCUGAUGUCGUUGCUGGGAGAGUUUAUCAGCUCCAUCGAGAAGGCUGACCUGAAAGGUCACCUGCCCCAGCUUCAGGAGCUGGUCCUCCAUUUGCUGGCCUACCGCCGAGACAAUCCGCAGAUGGAGGAUGCGGAAGUUGACACGGUCGAGAGCAGCAUCGUUAGUGUUGUGACCUCUCUUUCCUUCAAGCUUUCUGAGGUCACGUUUCGUCCAUUCUUUUACAAGAUGUACAACUGGGCUGCUGUGGAAGAUCCGGAUAAGAACAAAGUCCUCACGUUCUACCACCUCACUGAAAGGUUAUCGGAAAUGCUCAAGAGCCUGUUUGUCUUGUUCGCGGGAGUUUUCGUGGAGCACAGCGCGGACUUGUUGGUGACUACAAACACUGUCAAAGCAGAGGAAAACUACUUUGAUGACGAAGCCAAAAGCUGUCGCCUGCUGAACCAUGUUCUGGCAACCCUGACUGCUUGCUUCCAUCAUGGAGGCAAGCAGUUUCUGACAAAAGAGAAGGCUGCAUUCUUGCUCAAGCCAUUGGUGAACCAGGUAGAGAACGAGUUGGGUGGCGAGGAGGCUACACAGAAGCGAGUGGAGCGGCACCUGGUACCAUGCUUGGCCAGCUUUGCCGCUGGCUGUGAAGACGCAACUCGAAAGGAGUGGCACCAGAAGCUCCUCCACCAGAUGCGCAACUCCAAAGCACAGGUGCGUUACACAACGCUGCUGGCAUUCCGCGAGGCAGUGCGUAAACUCGGCGACGACUACCUGUCCUUCCUGCCCGAGGCUGUUCCAUUCCUGGCUGAGCUUAUGGAAGAUGAGAGCACUGAAGUGGAAAGCCUAUGCCAAGACGUCAUCCUGGAAGUGGAGCAGAUCCUCGGUGAACCUUUGAUGAAAUAUUUUUAGAGUUUCUCGAGUGCAAUAAACCUUAUGAACAUGA